AUGGAUGCGUCAAUAAUCGAUCCGAUAGACAGAAUCUUGGAUGCGGCUGAGACAGGCAUGUCACUAAUCCAAAACCGAGAGAUAUUGCACUUUACCUACAUUCCGGAUGUGAUACACCACCGUGAUAUGGAGCAAAAACAGGUCGCACAAUCACUAUUACCAAUACUAAAACAAUCCAGGCCAUCAAACCUUCUAGUCUACGGCAAACCAGGGACCGGCAAGACGUUGGUAGUCAGGAAGGUUUUGGCAAAAAUCCAAAAAAAGGUGGAGUUGAGCAACUUUCCAAUCCGGCUGCUGUAUGCUAACUCCAAACAAGAAACGACGCUCUAUGGGCUUUUAGUGAGUUUUGGACGGCAAUUAGAUCUGACGGACAGGGAUCUUCCAUCCACCGGCCUGGCAAUCAGCGAGGUCUUCAAACGCCUACUUGGCGCAAUAAACAAAAACAGAUUGAACGCGAUCUUUGUGAUAGACGAGAUCGACUACUUGGCGCAACUAGUGUCAAAAACCGGCAAGGACAUUCUUUACCAACUUACCAGAUCAAACGAGUUGCUGGUUCGCGGCAGUCUGACCCUGGUGGGGAUAUCAAACAACCUUUCCUUCAAAGAGAACCUGGAUCCGCGUGUGAUCAGCAGUCUGGGGGAGGAGGAGAUCGUGUUUACAAACUAUACCGUGGAACAGAUACACAAAAUCCUAGGGGAGAGAGCGGAACAAGCGUUUGUCAAGGGAGCGGUGGGAGAGGCCGCCCUGAACCUAUGUGCCGCAAUGGCCGGCCGCGAGCACGGGGACGCAAGACGGGCCAUUGAUCUCUUGCGGGUAGCCGGAGAGAUCGCCGAACGGGAACAAAAGAACGAGGUUACAGAGCAGCAGGUCAGGGACGCAUCUCAAAAAAUAGAGGAGAACAAGGAGGUCACGGCGCUCAAGACAUAUCCACUACAUGAAAAGUUAGUUAUUUUAGCCGUUAUGAGAUCCGCCGGCUCUUCCACAGGGGAGAUAUACACCUCCUACAAAAACCUCUGUACGGGUGUCAGACAAGACCAUCUUACUCCAAGAAGAAUAACCCAAAUACUCAGCGAAAUAGAGAUGUCCGGCAUUAUCUCUAGCAGAAUAAUACAUCAAGGAACGCACGGCCGGACAAAGAAACACAGGUUGACCAUCUCUGCCGAUACUGUGAAAAAAACAUUCCAAGACGAUCUAGUGUUGGAAGAUGUACUCUAG
Messenger RNA from Geodia barretti, 1215 nucleotides. The record is from the annotation of a GenBank genome assembly. Lineage: Eukaryota; Metazoa; Porifera; Demospongiae; Tetractinellida; Geodiidae.